Molecule: messenger RNA, 1350 nt
Organism: Blastocystis hominis
Lineage: Eukaryota; Bigyra; Opalinata; Blastocystidae
Exons: 7
Coding region: 1-1299 (432 amino acids)
Biological process (GO): iron-sulfur cluster assembly
Source: RefSeq, a predicted model, not a curated record
AUGGAAGAGUUCGAAUCGAAAUCCAAUCUCUUGGAAUCGUUCAUGAAAUCGACAUCAUCGACCUCGUCUUCAUUGAAUCCAACGCAAGCAGAGGAAAAAGAAAAAGAAAAGCCGACUUCGCUUCUGGACACCGUCGAUCAAAUGGAGGACGACGCCUUCUUCGAAGAGACCAACUACGCCUUGCCUUCCAACGUCCGAAUGGAAGAAGAAGGGCUCAAAGUCGAUACCACCGAUGAGAUCUACGGAGGGAGAUACGUGCAGCGCGAUCAGACCAUCGAAACCGUGGAAUCUUUCGAAGAUGGCAUCGAAGUGAUCACCCUAGGAAACGCCCUCAAGAAAUAUGAUUGGUUCCGCGAGAAGUACUUCUGGAAGGCUCUCUCCCGCGACAAAAACGACAUGACCCGCGCGGUUGCUCAAAACGACGAAACAAAUCCGACGGGGUACGUGAUCAUCGCGCAUCCCGGCGCCCGCUCGGUGAAUCCGGUGAACGGCCAGCUGAUCAUGGAGAGCAGCCACAUGCAGUACGUCCACAACAUUCUCAUCGCGAUGCCGGGCUCCCAGCUCACCGUCGCCUCGUUCUGCUCGUAUCACUGUCCCUCGCAGCAAGCUUCUGAUUCUAUCGUUCUACGUGGAGUCCAACGCGCAAUUGUGUUUCUCGAUGGUACGGUUCGAUCGAAUUCUCUCAUCUCGAUCCAUUCCUGGUGCCACGCCUUCGCGGUCUGGCCGGUUUCCGCGGCGAUCGUCGACGACAACGGCGUGUUCUACAGCAACUACGUCUGUCUGGAGCCGGUGCAGCGCGUGAAGAUGUGUCCGGUGGCGAAUCUCCGCGGGAAAAACGCGGUGGCGAACUUCUCGAGCGUGCUGCUGGCGAAGGAAGGGACGGAUCUGGACAUUGGGUCGUGCGCGCUGCUGAACGGCGAGGGCUCGCGAAGCGAGAGCAUUACGCGCACGAUUUCGAAGGGCGGAACGGUGUUCGCGCGCGCGGAUAUCCACGGGAAUGCGCCGAACACGAAGGGACACAUCGAGUGCCAGGGCCUGGUGAUCACGGAGGGAAAGGGGAUGAUCUACUCGAUCCCGCAGAUUAGCGGCGGGUUUGGAACCGAGCUGUCGCAUGAAGCGGCGAUCGGGAAGAUCGCGAAGGACAAGAUCGAGUACUUGAUGACGCGGAGGAUGACCGAGGAAACCGCGGUGUCCGUGAUUAUUCGCGGGUUUUUGAAUGUGAAAGUGAAGGGAAUUCCGAGGUCGGUGCAGGAGCAGAUGGAUGCGGUGAUUGAGCAGGCCAGCAAAGAAGGAUUUUAGGCGGGAGGGAAGUGCAGGAUUGAAAUAAUCAAGAAGAGAUAGCUUGCUAUC